Molecule: messenger RNA, 957 nt
Organism: Magnusiomyces paraingens
Lineage: Eukaryota; Fungi; Ascomycota; Dipodascomycetes; Dipodascales; Dipodascaceae
Exons: 1
Coding region: 1-957 (318 amino acids)
Source: RefSeq, a predicted model, not a curated record
AUGCCACCCAAAUCAACCAAAGCUACUCCGCCACCACACCCUAAAAUUGAGGAACUUGACUCUCUCCAAGACUUUCGUACAUAUACCGGGAUUGCUGAUCUGCCAGGGAUACCGCUAGUUCAGCAAAUUGAGCAUUUGCAGCGGGAAGCGUCACGUCGGGAGCACGAGUUGGGGAACCGUUCAGGAAAGAGUAAGGGUCGGAACUUGGCAACAACGACGUACAGUGGGAAACAGAAAGAGAAAGAGAAAGAGAAAGAGAAAGAGAAAGAGAAAGAGAAAGAGAAGGAGAAGGAGAAACUGGGAAAAGUUCCAAGUAGAUAUCGUGGAGGACGUCAUACAGCAGCGGUUAAACAGAAAACAGUUCUGAGAGAUGAGGAUGAUGGUGAAGAGAUGUUUGAAGAAGAAUACGAAGAAGAAGAGAUUCGGCAAGCAGAUGGAACAAUUAUCAAGCGGCGGCGAAUAAUACGACCUUCAUCUAAGAAAGUUAAAGAAUCAGAAGACGAAGAAGACGAAGAGGGAGAAGAAGAAGGCAAGAUGUUUUUUGCAAUUUUGGAGUAUACCCAAUUAUUAAUUCCACUUCUUUCCGCACACAUCAUUUUCGAUAUUCUAGUCAAUGUUCAGUAUGCUCAAGAUGUGACGUUUGAAAAUGUGGCUGCUCAGAUUGAGAUUCUUCAACGGGCAGGCAUGGCAGCACCUGUGCUUUUGAUGUUACAUUUAUUUUGUGAACCAUGGAAAGAUACCCGCUUAUUCCGAUGGCUUAGUUUUUUCGCAUCUGUUGGAAUCGGGUCUUAUCUAGUAUACAUUGCAAACGAAGAGGGAUAUUACUUUGUCAUGAAACGUGCACCGCCGCUCGGAACUAUUUGGGUCUGGAUGUUUAUCAUCAUGCAUUGGGCAUAUGCCGCCGUUUCUCUUGUGGUUAUUUUCUUUUGGGCAAAGCUUAAGGGAUAUUCUUUUUAA